UUGCAAUUAAUGAUAUUGUUAUCAUUACAACUUAACUUACAUUAUUAUGAUAAAUAGAUGAAAAGUCACCCCUGCAGAUCUCAUUUGGUAAGCUCCGCUUGACGCGGGAUUCAGUUGAAUCAGUCAGAAAGUCGCAGCGAUUCCCUGUAAAAAUUCAGUAAAUGUAUGUUGACCAAGAUCAUGGAGCAGAAAUAUGAGGAUGAGAUUCAGAUGCUUCAGAAGGAGAUUGAAAUGCUGGAGGCUGAACGAGAAGAAAGUCUACGAUCCAUUUUCAUAGAGCAUGGAGGUCGACUGCAACAGGAAAUAAAAUCAGUCUUUGAGGAAAAGGAAGGCGGUGGAGAACAAAAACACGCUCUUUCAAAGCUCAUCACACAAAUCAGAAAUCUGGAGAAAGACCUCAGACGACAGACUGAAAUCAACGGGAUCGCUCUAAAUGAGUGCUUUAUGAAGACGUUGCACAAAAGUGAAAGCAGACAGGUACAGCAAGUCAGACUUGCUGGUCACUGCGGUCUGCUGUUGUUUCAAGUUGAGUUUGCCGUGACUGAGAUUCAGGAGGAUAAAGCUUUGCACAGAAGAAUUACCGAGCUCAAUAUUGUCGUGGAUGGUGCAGAAUUUAAAGAUUUUUCUGCAUUUGUAUCCAGAGUGGAGGACACAAAAGAUCUUCUCUUGUUCUUCAGGACCUUGAGGAUGUUUUCUGAAAGAUGUGAGGAGAGACAGCAAACAUUUCAGCACUUUCAGGUAAUGCUCUACCAGAGAGGAUGUUUACAGAGGCGUUUUGGUCGAUCGAAAUCCCAACAUUUCGACCACAUUCAAAAUUAAUUAAAAAAGCAUUUG
Messenger RNA from Misgurnus anguillicaudatus (oriental weatherfish), 834 nucleotides. RefSeq names its product centromere protein P (gene cenpp). The record is from RefSeq and is a predicted model, not a curated record. Lineage: Eukaryota; Metazoa; Chordata; Actinopteri; Cypriniformes; Cobitidae. Gene Ontology annotation, biological process: CENP-A containing chromatin assembly. Gene Ontology annotation, cellular component: nucleus; chromosome, centromeric region.